This is a messenger RNA of Sinocyclocheilus anshuiensis, 6175 nucleotides long. RefSeq names its product diacylglycerol kinase zeta-like. Gene Ontology annotation, cellular component: plasma membrane; glutamatergic synapse. The transcript is spliced from 29 exons. Gene Ontology annotation, biological process: phospholipase C-activating G protein-coupled receptor signaling pathway. Gene Ontology annotation, molecular function: protein binding; ATP-dependent diacylglycerol kinase activity. The record is from RefSeq and is a predicted model, not a curated record. Lineage: Eukaryota; Metazoa; Chordata; Actinopteri; Cypriniformes; Cyprinidae.
UUUAAAAUGUUCUAAACGGUGCUUUUUAAUUAAAUCUGUUGCAGAGUAAACAAACAGAACCCCAAUCUACAUGUAAUCAGUGACAAACAAUCAUGUGAUAUUAUUAUCUGUCUUGUUUAUUGCCUGUCUUCAGUUUAGAUGGAGCUAAUCAAACUCAGACUCUAGGUUUAAGUGCAUAUUUUGGUACUAAAUGAACCCACUUCACUAAUUACAUACCAUUGCUAGAGAUGACCCUGACAGUAAUUAGUCUUGGUUGAGUGUCACUUCCUUAUUCUGCCUGGAGAGCAAGAACAGUUGUUUAUCUACAUAGAAGUGAUUAGUGCGGAUACAAUAUAUUUUUAUUGCAAUUUGCAAUUAACUUUUUUCAGGUAAAUUGUUUGUACUGUAUUGUACUGUCACCUCUACUGUAGUACAAUACCAUGUUUACUGUAAAUAUUGCUACAAAAUACUUAGCACCAAUAGUAUCAUUCCUUACCCUGAGAGUUGUGUCUAGGUCAUAUCCGUCUCUAAAUGAGAUAGACUAGUUACAUUGCUAUAAUUAGUACAGGCAGUCACUACUGAAAGGUCAGAAAGCCCUUAUAAUCUGCCCUGGACAUCCCCGUGGGAUAAUCACGACGUUCAUGAGCUGAGCAGAGCUUCAUUUCCUUGAGUGCCUUUCCUGUCAUUAUGACAUGACCCGUGGACUCACAAUGCACCUUUGUAGUCAACUGGCUUUGCUAGUAUUAACUCGAUUUGGAAGGCAAAUUGUCCUGGCGUAAACCCCAGGAAAAUCUGUGCGAGGACAGGCGGAGUUAACUUUCCACAUUCAUAAUAAUGUUAAUAACCAGUAUAAACUCAUAGACGAACCUUCUAAAAAGAGAAAUAUACUGUACGUUAUGUUGUGAUGUUGUGGAGUCCCAUCAAGGUUUUUAACCAAAAGGACAUACUUGGUAGACCAGAUCUGCUAAUCAUGCUAUCUCAGUUUUUAACUGUUGUGUUGUGAAGUCUGUUGUUGGUUAUUUUGUGUUUUCAUAAUAUAAUUGCCUAUAAUUUGACCAUUUCGGGAAGCACUGGAAUGUGUUGGGUCAAGCUAGAUUAUCUCCAUUUUAAGGAUUAGGUUUAAAUCUUGGUCAAUGGAGGUCAGUGUAACAAGCUUUCAGCAGUUUUAGAACUUAGUGCUAAAAUGGUUAAUCUAUGCUGACCAGCUACAUUUUCAAUCAACAGCCUCAGGGGGGAACUUUAGAAAAAGAACUGUAUUCUUCCAGCCACCAUGGACACUUUUUUCCGACGGCAUUUUAAGAGGAAGGAAGCAGGAGAAGCCAUUCAUGAUGGCCACGUACCUGAACCCUGUCUACACAGGAGGCCAAGCAUUGCAGUGCCAGCCAGCUGUGCCCGUCGACGCUCCAGCGUAGGUCUUCCGUCCACUGCGUUGACCCAGCGACGCCGAUCCAGUGUCCAACUUCAGGCUUUACCUCGAAUCACUAGCAGUCAACUGGUUCAGAAAAGCAGUGGUAGACGGCGCUCCAGCACCACCACCCCGAAGGCCAAUCCUCGCUUUGCCAUACGCCGGAAGAAGGUGGGCAAGCUCCGUAAUAUAGACACACACCUCUUGGGCCCGUCCAUGCUGCUGGCCAGCUUAAUUCAGAUGACAAAAGAGGAGGAAGAGGAUGAGGAGAGCCAAAGUCCAUUGCCAGGGCAAGUGGAACUCAAGGGAAGCAACACGAAGUUCAGGAGUCACACAGAUGUGCUUCUUUCAGAAGGCGACAGCGACAGUGACAGCGAGGACUCCAGCGGCCACUCAGAGAAGAGUCAUCACUCGGGGCUGCGCAAGGAGUUCCUAGAGGAAGCAGAUUUGUCAGACUGGGAGAUCAAAGAGUCUGCUGUUUUAUGCCAGCAGGAAUGCCUUCCUCUGGCUGUGGUGGCAGAGUGUGUCCAGGCCCACCCGCUGAUCCGCAUUCCCCGUUGCCUCCGGAGGAACUCAUCACAUUAUGGCUACGCAGAGCCUGGCCUGCACGUCCGCUACUGCCGCAGCAGCCAGAGGAGGCACCGUCGACGGGUCUCCACCAUCUCGAAAGCAGGAAGCCCCUGGCCAGGAAGAGGCCUGCCGCUUCCUAACCGAAGAAGCUCUACCUGCUACAGGGGUCAUGCGACUCUCAAUCCCCUCCUGGGAGCUUAUUACGAUCCCAGGCUGGAGUCUUGGAGUGGAUUCUUGUCGAAAGCCAUUGCCAAGGCUGGUGUGCAGGAUAACGCUGCCCAAUCCGUUGCCAUAAUACCGGCCAAAUGUGAACCCAACAAAGAGAUCUGCAGCACCGUGGAUUGGACUGAAAAUGCCCAGUUUGGUCAACACGUGUGGUUUGAGACCAGUCCGUCUGGAGAUUUCUGUUACGUUGGAGAGACAUAUUGUUUUGCAAAGUCACUGCAAAAAUCUCUUCCUCGCCACAAAUGUGCAUCCUGCAAAAUAGCUGUUCACACUGUAUGCAUGGAUCAGCUGGAGAAGAUUAACUUCAGAUGUAAGCCAUCAUUUAAAGAUCCAGGGAUGAGAAAUGUCCGAGAGACUCCAAACAUGAGACAUCACUGGGUCCAUAGGAGACGGCAAGAUGGAAAAUGCCGGCAAUGUGGAAAGGGUUUCCAGCAGAAAUUCUCCUUCCACAGUAAAGAUAUCGUGGCCAUCAGCUGCUCUUGGUGUAAGCAAGCAUAUCACAACAAGGUGACCUGCUUCAUGCUGCAGAAAAUCGAAGAGACGUGUUCUCUUGGAGCUCACGCGGCUGUGAUCAUCCCUCCAACCUGGAUCAUCAGAGUCCGCAGACAGCAGGCAUCAUUGAAGAGCAGUAAAAGAAAGAAGAAAACAUCUCUGAAGGCCAAACCCUGCAAGAAAGCCACAGAGGAUGGCAAAUGGAAGCACUUUGUUGUGCGACCGAUUCCUUCUCAGCUCAUGAAGCCUCUGCUGGUGUUUGUCAAUCCUAAGAGUGGCGGAAACCAGGGAACGAAAAUCAUCCGCUCUUUCAUGUGGUACCUGAACCCCCGGCAAGUGUUCGACCUCACUCAGGGAGGUCCGAGAGAGGGGUUAGAAAUGUACAGCAAAGUGCCCAACCUGCGUAUCCUCGUUUGCGGCGGUGACGGAACGGUUGGGUGGAUUCUCUCAGUGCUAGAUGAGCUCCAGUUGAACCCUCAACCCGCCGUGGCCGUGCUUCCCCUCGGGACAGGAAAUGACCUGGCCAGGACUCUCAACUGGGGCGGGGGCUACACAGAUGAACCGGUGUCCAAGAUCUUGUCCCAUGUAGAAGACGGCAACAUCGUCCAGCUGGACCGAUGGAACCUGAGCGUGGAGCCCAAUUUAGAGGCCAGCGAGGAGGAGAGUGACGAACACCAGACCGACAAGCUUCCCAUUGACAUCUUCAACAAUUACUUCAGCCUUGGAUUUGAUGCACACGUGACCUUAGAGUUUCACGAAUCCCGAGAGGCUAAACCAGAGCGGUUCAAUAGUCGACUUCGCAAUAAGAUGUUUUAUGCAGGGACAGCCUUCUCAGACUUUUUGAUGGGCAGCUCCAAAGAUCUGUCCAAACACAUCAGGGUUGUGUGUGAUGGUACUGAUCUAACUAGUAAAGUGCAGGAUAUGAAACUGCAGUGCCUCCUGUUCCUCAACAUCCCCAGAUAUUGCGCUGGUACGAUGCCAUGGGGGAACCCAAGUGAGCACAAUGACUUUGGGCCACAGAAACAUGACGACGGGCUCAUUGAGGUUAUUGGCUUCACCAUGACCUCUCUGGCGACGCUGCAGGUUGGAGGACAUGGCGAGAGGCUUCAUCAGUGUCAGGAGGUGACCCUGACAACCUUUAAGCCCAUUCCUGUGCAGGUGGACGGAGAACCCUGUAGACUGGCUCCAUCCGUCAUACGCAUCACCCUCAGGAACCAGGCCAACAUGCUGCAGAAGACCAAGAGAAGAAUCUCUCUACCACAACUGUAUGAUCAGCAGCCCAUCACAGAGAAAGUGCAGAUCCAGGUGAACCGUAUCAGCAUGCGUGAUUAUAGUCUGUGUAUUUGUGUGCACAUCUGAUAACGAGACAGAGAGAGUGAGAGACAGCGACAUUUUUCGAUUCCUAUGGGGAUAAUUACAGUUCCCGGCAACAGUGAUUUGGAGACGUGCCGGCUGCAUAUCGAGAAGCUACAUGAGGAGGGGGAUGGUGUGAAUACAGACACACUGCACAUGCCAAAGCUUUCACCAAAAUGGUGCUUCCUGGAUUCCACUACAGCAGACCGUUUCUACAGAAUAGACCGCGGUCAGGAGCAUCUAAACUAUGUGACGGAGAUCUCUCAGGAUGAGCUUUUCAUCUUGGACCCGGAGCUGGUCACCAAGGAGACGGUGGGCACGUCGCCCGGAAUGCCGGGGGCGAUGGAAACUGUUGGGGAAUCAUCACCAGACCUAAUGGACCUCUUCUCUGGUCGUUCAUGUUCUCAGCUGGUUCAGAUGCAUGAAGGUGGGGCCAACCUGUUGGUCCAGGACCGUUUUGGCUGCACCCUCCUCCAUCAUGCAGUCCUUAUAGGCAGUAAAGAGAUUCUGAAGUAUAUAAUUGAUAAUGCUCCGGCCUGCAUCCUUGAUGUGACAGAGAAAUCAACAGGGGAGACGGCCCUGCAUAAGGCAGCUGCGUUGUGCCAGAGAACAAUCUGCUAUUACCUGGUGGAGGCCGGAGCAUCCCUCAUGAAGACAGAUCUACAGGGUGAAACUCCAAAGAUGUACGCAGAAAGAGUUCGAGACAUGGAGUUGGCCGCAUACUUGGAAAACCGACAACACCACCAGAUGAUCCAGAGGGAGGACCAUGAGACGGCUGUGUGACCGGCCUCCGGAACCAUCCUUUCCAUCCGCCACCAAACCACAGUCUUAUCUGCUCUCUCCCAUGGCCGCUUUAUCCGGUACGGCCACACGUUAGCGAUGCUAAGAGGCAGCAUGUGUGCGGAAAUUAGUUUGUUGCUCUCUGUAUUGAUUGUAAUGCCAAAAAGACAGUGUUAGUGUCAUGUUUCAGAAUGCAUGAGUUUGCUACGUCAGGCCCAGCUUUCAGGGCUGCGCAAAACCGCUCCGCUCCUUAGGACCCAAUGUGCAAAAUUUGGGGAAUUUCAGGGCUGAAAUACCAUGUAUGAAAGUGGCUUUUACUAAACUACUAUAAAGAAAACCAGACAAACCUCAUGAGAGAUUAACAGGAGAGGUUUUUGCUGCUUCUGAUUACAUAAUAUCAAUGUUUGAAUUUCUGAUUGCAUAUCUAAACGUUUUACAGAUUUUAUGUGACCGCAGAAACUUCCUGUAGCUUGGCUUCCACUUCACGUGUUUGUUCUGAUUCGAGAUAGACGUUGUUUUCAUAGCCUCCUGCGUUUAAGAAUGCUUCCUCAGCUGUUGCUUACGGCCAGUUUCUCUCUUUGUGGUAAAUGCUUGAAUUUCGUAAAAAACAUUCCAUUAAUUACUACCUUAGCAUUAAAUCAAUUCUCUAUUCACAGUAUAUUAUAAACUGUAAUAAUUUCUUAGUCAGUAGAUUUGCCUUUGGUUGAUUUAUGACCUAAAUGACUGAAGUUUCCGUCAGGAAAGAAUAGAAUGGGAUGUAUCUCUUAGCAUAGAUUGCUUGCACUGACUGCUAUACUUUUAAAUGAAAAUUUGAUCUCACCAAGUGUGAUUUUAGGUUCUUUACAGAAUUUAUGAAGUCCUGCAGCAAUGUGGACUUGUUGGUUUUGGUUUCCGUCCAAAUUGAGCAUGUUAAGUACACAGCAGAAAAUUCUUCUGGUAGAGUUUUUAGAUGCUAAAUCACAUUUUCAGUGACAAAUGGCUGGGUAACAGAGUUACCCAUAUAUUUACAUAUAUUUAUAUCAUCAUCUGCAGUUUAAAUUCUUAUAUAUUCAACCAGGUCACUUUAUGUACGUGUACAAUUGACUAAAUGCUUGAAUAAUAAAAGAGACAGGAAACUGGUCUUUUUUUACAAUGCAGCCAUUUGACAACGCCGUGUUGUCAGCAUUGUCAUAGUGUGUGUUUGUGGUGAGAUGUCAUUAUGAUAGAAUAUGUAUUUUGUCAGUGCUUUGUAUGAGUUGCUAUGCAAUUCCAAAUAGAUGAUACAUGUAUAUAAUCCGUCAAACAUUUUAAAAAUGUGUCAACAAUCUGUUCUGAUAUGUAUGUGAUAUGAACUUAGAUAAUGCUUUAUUUGGGGGGGGGGGAAUAAGUUUU